ACGUGGUGGAACUUGAGGCGGGUCUAUAGACCCACGCUCAACAGCCUACCCUUCCAGCUCUUUCCAGCCUCAAAAAUGGCUACCUCCACUUCUUCCCAGCUUUUUUCUGCCUUAUUAAUCGCAUUUUUCGUCUCCGUGGUGAACUCCCAGUAUGAGAAAUACAGCUUCAGGAGUUUCCCCAGGCAUGAGCUCAUGCCUUUGGAGUCCGCUUACAAAUAUGCACUGGAUCAGUACACCGGGGAGAAGUGGAAGGAGACGGUGGAGUACAUGGAGGUGUCUCUGCGACUCUACCGGCUGUUGCGGGACAGCGAGGCCUUCUGCAACCUUAACUGCAGCUCCGUGAGGCUGGAGGACGAGCAGAGGUUUGCGGAGUUUCCAGAGCUGCAGGCGUUUGGAAACGUUAUGAAGAGAGCGCAGUGCCUGAAGCGCUGCAAACAGGGCUUACCCGCUUUCAGGCAGACCAUGCCCAGCCGGGACACUAUAGAUGAAUUUGAGAGGAGGGAGCCGUACAAAUACCUUCAAUAUGCCUACUUCAAAUCUGAUAACCUGGCCAAGGCGGUGUCUGCUGCCCACACCUUCCUCCUCAAACACCCGGAUGAUGAGAUGAUGCAGAGAAACAUGGCCUACUACAAGAGUCUGCCUGGAGCCGAGGAGCACCUGAAAGACCUGGAGACCAAGUCCUACGAGACCUUAUUUAUACGUGCUGUGAGGGCGUACAAUGGCGAAAACUUCCGUACCUCGGUGUCAGACAUGGAGCUGGCACUGAGGGACUUCUUCAAGGUCUACGACGAGUGUCUGGCUGCGUCUGAGGGACCGAGGGACAUCAGAGAUUUUAAAGACUUCUACCCCUCGAUAGCUGACCACUACAUGGAAGUGCUGGAGAGGAAGGCCGGGUGUGAGAGCGACCUGACACCUGUUGUCGGCGGUUAUGUUGUUGAGAAGUUUGUGGCCACCAUGUACCACUACUUGCAGUUCGCCUACUACAAGCUGAAUGACUUGAAGAAUGCAGUGCCGUGUGCAACCAGCUACUUGCUGUUUGACCCCAAUGAUGAAGUCAUGAAGAACAACGUGGAGUAUUACAAGUUCCACAAAAGCAAGUGGGGGCUGAUAGAUGAGGAUUUCCUCCCCAGAUCAGAGGCAGUCCGGUACUACAAUCAGACCACCAUGCAGCUUCAGAUGUUGGAGUUCUCCAAACAGCGUCUGGCCAGCGACGAUGAGGGGGAGGUGGUCGAGUUUAUAGAUGAGUUCCUGGACGAGGAUGAGUAGAAGAUUCUGCUGAAACACUGAAAAACAACACCAAACACUCCCAAUUUUUAUAUUUAUCGGGGUUUACAGUCUGUGGUUGAUCGAGUUUGUUUUACUUUCCUGCUGCGUGCCCAUUAAUAUUCUGUUCAGUGGACAUACAGCAUAGUGGCUUAAUAAUUUAAAGAAAACGGAGAUAUUUUGUCUCAUCUUUUUAUGAAUGAAUUCCUCCACUGUGAAUCACCCGAGUAUGACAUUUUUU
Messenger RNA from Pelmatolapia mariae (spotted tilapia), 1504 nucleotides. It is a transcript of the gene crtap, whose product is annotated as cartilage associated protein. NCBI's taxonomy places the organism in Eukaryota, Metazoa, Chordata, Actinopteri, Cichliformes, Cichlidae. The record is from RefSeq and is a predicted model, not a curated record. Gene Ontology annotation, cellular component: endoplasmic reticulum. The transcript has 7 exons. Gene Ontology annotation, biological process: collagen fibril organization; peptidyl-proline hydroxylation to 3-hydroxy-L-proline. Bases 76 to 1266 code for a protein of 396 amino acids. Gene Ontology annotation, molecular function: collagen binding; protein binding.